Messenger RNA from Cutaneotrichosporon cavernicola, 1161 nucleotides. RefSeq lists its product as uncharacterized. Gene Ontology annotation, molecular function: endonuclease activity; nucleic acid binding. The transcript is spliced from 4 exons. The record is from RefSeq and is a predicted model, not a curated record. Lineage: Eukaryota; Fungi; Basidiomycota; Tremellomycetes; Trichosporonales; Trichosporonaceae. Bases 1 to 1161 code for a protein of 386 amino acids. Gene Ontology annotation, biological process: DNA catabolic process.
AUGCUCGCAUCCACUGCAGUCGCCCUCUUGGCGGCCGCCACCCCCGCCCUCGCAUGGGGCGCUGCUGGCCAUGAGAUCGUCGCUACCAUCGCCCAGAUCCACCUCCACCCAGAAGUUCGCGACAAGCUCUGUGAUAUCCUCCCGCAGGCUGCGCAUUGUCACCUCGCGCCAAUCGCGGCUUGGGCCGACACGAUCAGGCGCGGGUAUCCCGGUACCGCUCAGAUGCACUAUGUUAACCCCAAGGGCGACCAUCCGGGCGACACCUGCACCUAUGGCGAGCAGGGUUGGAUCAACGAGGACGUCAACGUCUUGACAGCCAUCAUGAACAAGACCGAGGAGGUCCGUAACGGUGGCGGUGACAUCCCUCUCCGCUUCCUCGUCCACUUCCUCGGAGACGUGCACCAGCCGCUGCACCUGACCGGUCGCGACCGGGGUGGAAACCAGGCCAUGUUCCGCUUUGAGGGCCGCGUCCGCAACCUCCAUUCGACUUGGGACUCUGGAAUUAUCCUGAAGAACAUCCGCGAGCUGGGCAACUACACGGCCCCCGUGCCGAGCAAGCAGAUCGAGAACGCGCUCCCGGGCGCCAUCUUUGACCCGUACGUCCGCUGGAUUGUGUGGGAGGGCAUCCGCGAGUGGUGGCGUGAUGACCUCGAGUCUUGGCUCGAGUGCCCCGCCGACGGCGACCCCUACCCGCACAGCGUGUACGGCGCGCCUCCCUCUCCGAAGCGCGGUGUCAUUAGCUCUCUCCUCCAUGGUGCCGGAAACGCCGCCUCGCACGCUGCCGAGUUCCUCGGUCCCCUGUCUUGGAUCGGCGACUACAUCCUCGCCGAGGGUGACCACACUGGAAACCGCGACAUCAUGCUCGCCAACACUCCGCAGGCGCUCAAAUUGGAGCACAGACAGUUCACUGGCCCCUCGUGCCCGUAUACCUGGUCGAAGCCUAUCCACGCGGUCAACUGCGAGUACGCGUGGCCCAAGGAGUACAACGGCACUGGACCGCUCAUCGAGCUCGACACGCCCCAGUACCUCGGUAAGAUCAAGGACGACAAGGUCAUCGAGAGCCUGCUCGCCAAGGGCGGUCUGCGCCUCGCCAAGGUCCUCAACGAGGUUAUUGGCGAGGGCAAGUACCCCGGACUGUAUGUCAACUACCACGACGAGUAG